AUGUCUGAGAAUGAAGAUGUUGAUAUGGAUUCGGGGAGUGAAUCCGAACUUUCGGCGAGUGAUACUUCUUACAGAAAAGAGGGAUAUGAUGAUUAUUACAACAGAAACAGACGCCAGAAGUAUUCAAGUGAGCUAGAGACGUCCAUGGACAAUCCAGACCUUCAUAUCUCUGAAGGAGGCUCGAGUGAAUCUGAAAGUCUUGAAGAACCCGAUCAGUUCAGUGAAGAUGUCGAUCCCGACUUGGGCUUAUAUGGUCGUAGGGCUAGGAGGGGACGUCAGUCCAUUGGCAGGCCAUAUAAUUUCGGUGCACGAGGUGGAAAAGGAAUCAAAAGAGGUCCCAGGAAGCCAUUAGAACCAAGCUUGGAGUUCAAGAAUUUACAUUCUGAGGCAACCUCUGCAUUCAUUGAUGCCGACUAUGAGAGAGCCACGGUUCUCGUGAAGCAGGCCAUUCAGAUCAAUCCCGAAAUGUUUGCUGCUCAUUCUCUUCUAUCAGAAAUAUUUCUUGCUCAAGGGCAAAUGGACAAAGCUCUUGCUGCGCUAUUCAGUGGCGCGCACACACGACCGAAAGAUCCGUCCGUCUGGAUGAAAGUUGCGAAAUUGAUCUUAGAAAGAACCGGAGAAGAUCGGACCUCAGCAUUGCAAGAUGUAAUCUACUGUUAUAGCCGCGUGAUUGAGAUCGAUCAAAAAAAUUACGACAUACGAUUUGAAAGAGCCUCAGUGUACCGUGAAUUGGGCCAUAAUGGGAAAGCCGCUCAGGAGUACGAAAGGUUAUUAAAGGAUCUACCGCACAAUACAACAGCGCUCCGCCUUCUCGCAGAGACCUAUAUUGAUCUGAACGAAGUUGAUAAAGCAAAAAGUCGAUACGACGAAAGCAUCGCAUAUUAUAUGUCCCUAACUUUGGAGGAAGCCACCGACUUUACAUGGUCUGAUGUGAACAUUUAUGUUGAAUUUUUUAGCUAUCUGGACGACCAUGAACAGGGAAUAUUUAUGUUGAAAUCUCUUUCUAGAUGGUUGCUAGGGCGGAAAGAUAAUGUGGAAUGGGAUGAUAUUGUUGAAGACGACCGAGAGUUUGAUGCUGAACAUUUCCCUCGUCGAUCAGAGGUCGCUUUUUUUGUCCCAAAUAAAUAUCCGAUCGAGUCUUACGGGAGUGGCCUUCCCUUGGAGCUUCGCGUGAAACUUGGAAUAUAUCGGUUGAAAUUGGGCCUCCAGUAUCGAGAAGAGGCGUUGUCUCAUUUUUCGUGGCUAAACCCGGAUGACUCCUCGGAAGGCGCGUUACUCUAUGAUUUCGGAGAUCUGUUCAGGGAGGCAGGCGAUGCACUCAAAGAUGCCCAAUUAUACCAAGACGCAAUAUUGUUUUACCUUCCACUCCAGAGGACUCGCGAAUACGCAGAUACAAGUCUUUUUAUGUCCAUGGCUGAAUGUUAUGUCGCUUGCGAAAAUGAUGAAGCAGCUGAGAACUGUUAUUUAACGGUGGUCGAAUAUGAUCGGAACAAUAUUGAGGCUCGGGCGAAAUUGGCCAAAUUUUACGAAAAAUUAGGUAUGAUUGAACAAGCAUUAAAAUAUGUCAACGAAGCUAUUGAAUUAGGAAGACAGGAGUCAAUGCCAAGGCGAAAGCGGAAAUUUGGCUCUAGGGCUCUACAGCUUGCGAGAGAGUUCCGCUCAACGGAGUCUGGGGAUAAUGCACUGGCAAUUUAUGAGGGUCCUAUUGGGGCAGAAAUCGAAGACUGGAGAACUACCACUCCUCCAGCCAGUGUGCCCGGUGGCCUCGUGACUUCCGCUGCUCCCAUUUCUAAGAAGCGGCGGCAGGCAAAAGAAGAAUAUGUCGGCGCUGACCAUAUCAGGUAUUUGUACUCCAAAUUGCUAGAUCUUGAACAAGCAAUGAGAGAAGGUCAAGAGGAUGUAACGGAAGAUUGGUUGGAUAUCGCGGAUGCUUUGUUACGAGAUUUUCGAUCAAACCGUGUCUUUUUCCCCAUGCAAAGAAACAUGAUGUUCUCGGGAUAUUCCAGAGAAGCCCAACGGAAAGCUGGACGCCUGAAAUCGACAACAAUCAUGGACGAAAUGGAGGAAAUGGCUGGACGGCUUCAGGCAACUUUAGGCAAGCGAACCCCCGAAAUUGAUCCUGCGACGAUCCCAAAUGAUUACCACUCUAUAUCAUUCGAACAGUGGCUGGAUAUAUUUCUGGAAUAUGCACUUGUCCUUUCUGGGCAAGGCCAAUCUGAAGAAGCAUACGACACCCUUUCUGCUGCAGCCGAUGCUAGCAUUUGGUAUCAUUCCAAACCCAGCAAAGUCCAAAUUUAUACUUGCUGGUUCACUUGCGCGCUCCGGCUGAAGGACGAAGAAACACUCUCCAACAUCUCCCGCUGGUUCAUGAAAGAGUACCAAUUCGUAACCGACACAUACCGGCUCUUCGCAACACUAAGCCGACUCUGUGGCGACCCACGAAAAUCGCUGUUCCAUUCGUCCCCCAGCAUGAAAUUCAUGCUGCGUCAAAUAAAGGCGAUUGAUUAUACCCUCCCAGAUGACCCGCUGCGACCUACCCAAACCCGCCGCACUCGAGCUUCCGUUUUCCAAGAACGUGCUACCCUUACCACCAAGGAUGCAUCUGGCCAACCCAUCCCAGCAGAAGACAUGGACAUCCCGCUCUUAGUGCUAUACGGACAUAUACUCUACGCCGGUACAAGCUUCACAAACGCCCUCAACUACUUUUUCCGCGCGUAUGCCCUCGCACCGGAGAACCCCGUCGUUCUCCUCUCUAUCGGUCUCAGUUACAUCCAUCACUCCCUCAAGCGACAGUCUGACAACCGACACUACCUCAUCAUGCAAGGAUUGUCGUUUAUGCAGGAAUACCGACGUGUGAGAGAAAAGAGCCCUAUUCCACAGGAGCGACAAGAGGUAGAAUUCAACUUCGCGCGGGUCUGGCAGAUGUUGGGCUUGACACACUUAGCUGUACUGGGUUAUCAUCGAUGUCUUGCUCUCAGUGAGGAAGUAGAAGCUGAGCGCGAGAGAUUUAAGAAAGGUAAAAAUAUACCUGUGACUGCUGGUGGUGGGGCUUCAAGUAAGGAUGUCUGGGUGGAAGAUUUCACUCGUGAAGCUGCCUUUGCUUUGCAAUGCCUUUAUUCUUUCUCUGAGGAAACGAAACUAGCGAAGGAGGUCACUGACAGGUGGCUUGUCAUUUGACCACAGGAUCUCACUGUAUUAUAUACGAUCCAAAUAUCUUAUAUCAGAAUCUAUAAUGUAACGAUGGAAUUAGAGUUCUUACUAUCACUCUUUAACUCAUUAGCAAUACAACCUAAGGAAGAAA
Messenger RNA from Histoplasma capsulatum G186AR, 3301 nucleotides. Its product is annotated as transcription factor tfiiic complex subunit sfc4. Gene Ontology annotation, biological process: transcription by RNA polymerase III. The record is from RefSeq and is a predicted model, not a curated record. The transcript is spliced from 5 exons. Bases 1 to 3177 code for a protein of 1058 amino acids. Gene Ontology annotation, cellular component: transcription factor TFIIIC complex. Gene Ontology annotation, molecular function: protein binding. Lineage: Eukaryota; Fungi; Ascomycota; Eurotiomycetes; Onygenales; Ajellomycetaceae.